AUGGCUAUCAACGGUUGGAACUUCGUCAUGCAAGUUUAUUACAUCCCCUCCUUCUACCAACUCGUCUACAACUACUCUGCCACAAAAUCAGGAGUGAUGCUUCUCCCCAUCACACUACUCCAAACAGCCAGUAGCACGUUCUCCGGACUCAUCGUACACUGGGUCGGUCGGUACCGUGAGUGCAUUCUAUUUGGCUGGUUAUGUUGGGCCAUAGGCCUUGGCUUAAUGUCAACUCUCGAUGAAAACACCAGCAUUGGAAAACAAAUUGGUUACUCAGUACUUAUUGGAGUGGGUGUUGGUAAUACACUGCAGCCUGCGCUCAUUGCUACACAAGCUGGUGUUGAGAGGCGUGAUAUGGCUGUUGUCACAUCAUUCCGCAAGUAA
Molecule: messenger RNA, 384 nt
Organism: Fusarium musae
Lineage: Eukaryota; Fungi; Ascomycota; Sordariomycetes; Hypocreales; Nectriaceae
Exons: 2
Coding region: 1-384 (127 amino acids)
Biological process (GO): transmembrane transport
Molecular function (GO): transmembrane transporter activity
Source: RefSeq, a predicted model, not a curated record